UAGACCGCUGAAACAAGAUUAAACUACAACACAUUAAGUGAUUAGUUACCAGGAAUUAGCAGCAACAUUUUUAUCUAUAGCACUGUCUGUGAAAAGUCUGCAUAUUCUAAUUCAAUGGAUGAAAUAUAAACAAAAGGCCAAAGGUUCUUCAACAGAAAGGUGGACAAGUGAUAAUAUUUAUAAUGCCUCUGAAAGAGCUGAAUAUCAAACAACUGAUGGUGCGUACGGUAUCUUUUUGACCCCUGCAUCAGAACUAUUUGGAAGGUCUGCACCUUGAAUGAAUAAUGGAUGUGAUAACUGACAACAUCUCUAGCAUACAGCUGGCACUGGGUGUGAAAGCCCUGUUGAACUUGACUGUCAUUGGUUUGAAUUGGCAGUACAUGCACAAGAGCUUCAUGGGAUACUUCUGCAUUUCUUUGGCAUUCCUCGACCUCAUCCAAAUUGUCAACUUUUCCAUCAUUUACUGGUUCACAGACUUUGCCAUCUUGGGUUUCCAUAUUACCAUCUAUCACAUCUACUUCCUUCUGCAAAUCUCCAUGCUCUCAUAUAGCAUCCUGCAUUGGCCCGUUUUUAUAAUCGCCGGGCUGGACUACUACUGGACUUUCCCUUUCUCCCAGCCUUUAAGCCUGACCCGAAAGGCUGUGUAUGCGGCGUCCCUUGCUGUUGUGUGGAUUUCAGCCGUAAUGUAUGUGUUUUUUGUUUCUGAUUUCAAUUCUGAAGACAGUUUUCUCCUCAAGUCCCAGUGCACCUCUCUCUCCUUGGUGGUCCUGGCAGUUAUUACAUGUGUUGUUAUUUACUGCCGGUCCGGAUUUCUGAGUUUGUUCAAGUCCUUCAGGGGCAAGUCCUACACAGAGGGGUCUGUCUCGGUUUUCUUCUACAACCUGGACUUGGAUGAGGGAUACUUCAAGAAGCCGACAUUGACUUGCAUUGCUGUGUGCUUUAUUGGUACCUGGUUCCCAUUUGUUUGUUUGCAGUCAAUCAUUAUGGUGUUCAGGAUAGAUGUCGUCUCCUACCUGGAGUUGAAUGUUCCUUGGCUUUGCUUUCUCAAUAGUUUCCUCAUAGGAGCAGUCUACUGGCACUUGAACCAGGACAUUUCUGGUUUGAAGCACUGUGAAAUUCCGGAUGGUUUCUGCAACUGGGUUUUUUCGCCCAGUCCUGAUUGUAUAAAGAAGGCAUUACCAGACACAGCAUCGGCUAGAAUAGCACUAAUUAUCAUUCCCUAGUGCUAUACUAGAAUAGCCAGAGAUCAGGUCACUAGACCCAGGCAGCAAUGGUUAGAAUCCUGCUCACAAGAGGCUGGCAAUGGAAAAUUGGAUGGGAAUGAUGCGCUUAGUCACGUAAAAGGGCAAUUGACUUGACACUGGAAACAGUGGUCUGAUCUUCAGUUCUAAUUGAUAUGUGGGUUGCAAAUUAGUGAGGUGACAUUCGAAUUGGACGUUCUUCCCAGGGUGUCUUCCUCUUUUUUUGUUAAAAUUACCUUUGAUUGUUUAAAUGAAAUGUAACAUCGACAUAAAGGUGGGUUUAUGUGCCUUAUACCCCAUUCACACUAGCAACAUUGUUUUAAAUAUACUAAUAUAAUCAGUUGACAAAGUCAGACAACCCACAGUGUAAUGUUGUUUUUACAUCCCCUACACUCAAGUCACUAAAAGUUAAUGUAAUCAGUAACCAAAAAAAAAAUCCAAAACAGCCUCAUAAUGUAGGCUGUUAAUGCGGCAUUUUACGAGUUGAAAACAAACAUGUAGAUUUUAACUUCGCUAAGAUACCUAUAUUCCAAAACCCUUUGAAAGAUAAUAACAGUCCUUUAAACCCCUGCCCCUUUAAAACCUUUAGCAUUCUUUUUUUUUUUUUAAAUAACUCAUUGCUACAGUAAUUUGUAAAAAAAAAAAAUAAAUAAAAAUAACAACAGAAACAUUUUAUGUUAUUAGUAAGGGAGCUCCUGUUACACACUUGAUUAUACUUAAUUUAAACACAAAAUAAAUCCAAAAUUUUUGUAAGCGGGACAGUGACUAUUUGCCUAAUAUUGUACUACUGGCCUGGAUUCCCUCUGGGUAGCCCUGGUUCUGGGGAUAGUUGUCCUGGGAUUUGAGCAUGUUUUCCAGAAACACCAUUUUAUCUAGUUAUGGUUCAAAUGCUUUUCCUAUUGCAACUAGAUAAACACAGUUUAUGCUUUCUACACGUUUUCAUGUAUAUUUAUGCACAUAGUUUUUAUGUUUAUAAAAAAAAAAAAAAAAAAAAAGUUUGUUUUUUCAAUUAUACUAGUCAUACCAUGCCUUUAACAUUUUUUAUUUUUCAUAGUGAAUUAAAUGUAUCUGAAAUGUUCUGUGUCUUCAUUAUUGUUGUGUUUGUGUGUGUGUGUGUAUGUUUACACCACUGUCCUGUUAUAGCAUAGAUCUGUUUAGAAAAAAAGAAACACUUCAGUUCGUUGUUAUGAUAUUUAAUUUCCAAAUGUGACCCCACUUGUAUAGAACAGGACCAAGAAGCCAAUUCUUUUGGGCUAAUGACUAAAAUGUGGUAUUGGAGAAAUGUCAAAUAGCCUUCUCAAAUGCAACAAAAGGAUUGUAUCUGAAAUUCAGCCAUCCUUGCCUUGUAUUUCACAAUAGGAAAACAGAAAUAUUUCCUGUGUUUUCAUGGAUACAUGUUUUCCUCACCUUCUCUUCUUGCCUAGAAAUUGUGAAUCUUAACUCCGAAGCCAAUAGUACAACCCCAGAUUUACCAGUGUUGCUUUAGAAUAGCCUACCAGUGUAUUUUCUAGGUGCAAGUUGAUGUUAAAAAAAGUCAAAUUCAAAACAAGAUAUUCAUAAACAGGGUUAGAAACUUGUGCUGGGUUGCAGAACUACCCUCAAGAAAGUAGACUGAACAAUCAGGUCCCUGUUAUAUGAAUUGCGGAGAUGCAUGAACAGAUACAACAAUGGCUAAUUUUCCCCAUACGCACAUUGUAUUACAUGCACAUACACGUGUUAUAUAACAUAAAAUGACAAUCUCGUUGGUGGCUGACAUUCCAAAUCCACAUGGGUAAAAUAAUAAUACAGCCAGUGGUUUGAAGCACAAGUUCUUCCUCAUGAUUUGCAUUGGUAUAAACCAACCCUUCUUGCAUGUUAUUGGUUACUUUUAUAAAUGUUUAUUUAAAUAAAGGCUAAUCACAGGAGCAAUCCUGUUUGAAACUGGAAUUUAGAUGGUUUUAGUUUGGCCUAUGUGUACAUGAUCGAACAGGCAUGUAUCAAUUCCUGAAAUAAUGAGGGCCCAUCCAUCUUCCACAGGACCAUUAUCCAAAUCAGGAAACGUUCUGUCAUGGCGGUUUACAUUCCUAAAAGCCUCUUAACAGUAACAGAAGCAAAAUAUGGCAAUAGAAAAAUGCUUUUAUGAAACUGAAAGAAAACUCCCACAAACAAUGAGCUUGAGACUACAGAACUUUACUUGAAUUUGAUCCAAGUUCAUUGUCUAUACAGGGUAUUUACAAGAGUGAAAAAUGAGAACACAAACACAAAAUACAAUUGAGGUAUAAGCUGAAAGCAUGAUAUAUUCUAUUAAAUAUCAUUGGUUAAGAUGGUUAGAGAGACAUUGUGUCGUUUGCUUAAAAUUUUUUAUUUUUUUUUUAAUCACAACAUGAGGUAGAGGACAGUGUCUUGUUUCAUGCAAUGCCAGAACAUUUGUUUUAUCACACUGUAUAUUAUUGGCAACAUUAGUAAGGUUGUAUGCAAUAAUUAUAUAUAGAUACUAUUUCGUAUUUGAGUAUUAACAGCAAAAUAAUAAAAAAAACACAUUUAC
Messenger RNA from Polyodon spathula (Mississippi paddlefish), 3765 nucleotides. Its product is annotated as probable G-protein coupled receptor 160. NCBI's taxonomy places the organism in Eukaryota, Metazoa, Chordata, Actinopteri, Acipenseriformes, Polyodontidae. The transcript is spliced from 2 exons. The record is from RefSeq and is a predicted model, not a curated record. Gene Ontology annotation, cellular component: signaling receptor complex; plasma membrane. Bases 285 to 1223 code for a protein of 312 amino acids.